This is a messenger RNA of Aspergillus ruber CBS 135680, 1251 nucleotides long. Its product is annotated as CapA family protein. Lineage: Eukaryota; Fungi; Ascomycota; Eurotiomycetes; Eurotiales; Aspergillaceae. The record is from RefSeq and is a predicted model, not a curated record. The transcript has a single exon. The coding region runs from base 16 to 1185 and encodes 389 amino acids.
CCCAAACAACCCAAAAUGCCAACCCCCCACCCCCACCGCUCGACACCGACGACCUACACCCUAAACUUCACCGGCGACGUCAUGCUCGCCCGCCUCAUCGACCAACUCUUCCCAACACACCUCGCCUCCCCACACUACGCCAACACAAUUAAAACAUUCAUAGAACGCUACCCCUACCUCUCAGCCUACAACCACAAGUCUCCAUGGGGCAGCGCGCUAACAUUGUUCCGGCGGGGGGAUCUGAAUCUGGUGAAUUUGGAGACGGCGGUUACGGAGAGUACGGAUAAGUGGGCUGGGAAGGUGUUUAAUUAUCGUAUGCAUCCGGGGAAUUUGGGGGUGUUGGGAGAGGGGAGAGUUGAUUUUGUUAGUUUGGCGAAUAAUCAUACAGUGGAUUUUGGCGAGAAGGGGCUUAGGGAUACGAUUCGGGGAGUUAGGGGGGUUGGUGUGCAGUUUGCGGGCGUGGGGGAUAAUGCGGUUGAGGCGAGGUUGCCGGCUAUACUUGACCUUCCGAGGAGGUCAGAUUCUGAAGGUGAUCAGGUGAAGCACAAGGUACACGUAUAUUCAGCCUCUGAUCACCCCAGAGACUGGUCCGUCAUCCCUGAGUUCCACCUCAUCGAUUACACACCCUCCACAAAACACCAUCUGAAGACCCUCCUCACCACUCCCUGUCACUCCCAAUCCAAAGCAGACGAAUCAAGUCUGAAAAUCUUCUCCAUCCACUGGGGUCCGAAUUACACGUGGCAACCGUCCGAACAGAUCCGUGACAUGGCACAUUUUCUCAUUGACGAGUGCGGCGUUGAUAUCGUGCAUGGACACUCUGCACAUCAUAUCCAGGGCGUUGAGAGGUAUAAGGGAGCGGUGAUCAUGUAUGGAUGUGGGGAUUUCGUGGAUGAUUAUGCGUUGAAUGAGGAGUUCCGGAAUGAUCUGGGGGGUGUUUGGAGGGUUGUCGUCAGUACUGAUAAUGGUGAUGGCGGUGGUCGAGGAGAAGGGAAAAGGCUGAUGUUGGAUAAGUUGGAGAUUUUUCCGACAAGAUGUGAUCGGUUCCAGGUUACAUUGUUGGAUGUGGAUGAUGAGGACCAUGAAUGGGUUCAGAGGAAGAUCAUGAAGUUGAGUGAGAAGAUGGGAACUAGGGUUAGGCGGGAACUUGGGAGGGAGGGACAGGUUGUUGUUGAUUUGAGGGAUUAGGCAUUGUUGCUUGUACUAAUGUAGUAUAUCACUGAUAGCAUGUUAUUGAGCUUUUUUAUUCGAGCA